GAGGCGGGCAGGAUGAACCUGGAGCUACUGGAGUCCUUUGGACAGAAUUAUCCAGAGGAGGCAGAUGGAACACUGGACUGUAUUAGCAUGGCCCUCACCUGCACCUUCAACAGGUGGGGCACCUUGCUGGCUGUCGGAUGCAAUGAUGGCCGCAUUGUCAUUUGGGACUUCUUGACAAGGGGCAUUGCCAAGAUCAUUAGCGCCCACAUACAUCCCGUCUGCUCACUGUGUUGGAGCCGAGAUGGGCAUAAAUUAGUCAGCGCUUCCACUGACAACAUCGUGUCACUUUGGGAUGUUCUGUCCGGAGAUUGUGACCAAAGGUUCCGUUUUCCUUCACCGGUUCUCAAAGUACAAUUCCAUCCCAGGGAUCAGAACAGAGUGCUGGUCUGCCCAAUGAAGUGUGCACCGGUUCUGCUGACUCUCUCGGAUUCCAAGCACGUAGUUCUACCUGUAGAUGACGACUCAGAUCUUAACGUUGUGGCAUCUUUUGACCGGCGAGGAGAUUAUAUUUACACAGGGAAUGCCAAGGGAAAGAUUUUGGUGUUAAAGACUGAUACACAAGAGUUGGUGGCUUCAUUCCGCGUCACAACAGGUACCAGCAAUACCACGGCUAUCAAAUCUAUCGAAUUUGCAAGGAAAGGCAGCUGUUUCUUAAUAAACACGGCAGACAGAAUCAUUCGAGUGUAUGAUGGCAGGGAGAUCUUAACUUGUGGGCGGGACGGUGAGCCUGAACCGAUGCAGAAGCUGCAGGACCUGGUGAACAGAACACCUUGGAAGAAGUGUUGUUUCUCUGGGGACGGAGAGUACAUCUGUGCUGGAUCGGCACGGCAACAUGCUCUCUACAUCUGGGAGAAGAGCAUUGGAAACCUGGUGAAGAUUCUGCACGGCACACGGGGCGAGCUGCUACUGGAUGUAGCGUGGCACCCUGUCAGACCGAUCAUUGCUUCUAUAUCCAGUGGGGUUGUAUCCAUUUGGGCUCAGAAUCAAGUGGAAAACUGGAGUGCUUUUGCUCCAGACUUUAAAGAGUUGGACGAGAAUGUUGAAUAUGAAGAGAGAGAAUCUGAGUUUGACAUUGAGGAUGAAGAUAAGAGUGAGCCGGAACAGACUGGUGGAGAUGCGGCAGAAGAUGAAGAAGUUGAUGUGACGUCUGUGGAUCCAAUCGCUGCUUUUUGUAGCAGUGAUGAGGAAUUUGAAGAUUGCAAAGCCUUGCUUUACCUUCCAAUAUCACCAGAAGUGGAAGAUCCUGAGGAGAACCCUUACGGACCUCCCCCAGAGCCUGUGCAGAACCCUGGAACCGAUGAGCUGACCAACCCAGAGAAAAAGAGACCGGCAUCAACUGAUGGAUCCCAGCCACCCAAGAAGAAACCCAAAAUGACUAACAUUGAACUACAAGGAGUACCAUCUGAUGAAGUUCACCCGCUGCUGGGCGUGAAGGGCGACGGCAAGUCGAAGAAAAAGCAAGCGGGCCGGCCAAAAGGAACGAAAGGUAAAGAGAAAGAUUUCAUUAAGUCGAAAGCAUUCAAAGGGGACAGAGGUCAACCUUUGGAAGGAGCAGUGAAGGGCAAGGAGCUGGCGGAAGUGGUCGAGCCACCCGCAGGAGGAGCCGUCAUUUCAGACCUGCUGUAAAGUUGUAAGAAGAUGCUUCUUCAUCCUUGCAAUUAUCGUGCUGCCUUCGUACUUUAGUAGGUAUGAUGGUGCAAUGUCCAGAAAGAGUAUGGCUGUUGGUCAAGUCGAGCACCCAACCCAAAGGGACCUUUCGUGAACCACGAGAGGCUUUCCCUUCCAUCCUUCUGAAGUCCGUGGGCCUUGGAAAGCCGAUUGAUCCACUUCACGUCCUGAGCAAUGCUGUGGAGAUGCCAAGCUGAAGUACAUUUUUAUCUUCAAAUGUCAUGGAGAUAUGUAGAGUUGCAUUUCACAUUGUACCGUAACAGAGGGCACACAUCAGAAACGUGUGCAAGGUUCAGCAGAGUGCCCGAAACUUUAUUUAGUCUUUGGAUUCUUUUAACCUCAUGCAGUUUUGCAUUUGAAGAGUUUUCUAUGAUUAAUUAUUUUAGACUCUGGAAGGUUAUCUGCUUUGAACACUGAUUACUCUGGUGCUCCGUGACGACUCGUGUAGACCAAUUUCUACGGCUCCAUCUCUAACAUCCUUCACGUUUUUUCAUAAAACAGAUUUGUAGUAAUUUCUCAAUGCCUUGGUGUUUAUGUUUCUAAUCUUUUGUAAUGUUGAUCUGUUGACCAGCUGACUAUGAAUGGCUAAAUGUCAUAGAUUUUGUUCUUUGUGCAGGGGCUGGGCUGGUAAUAUUGUUUUUGGACUGCAGCCAAUAUUUUUUAUUGACCUACAAUGUAGAUGGAUACCGUCAUUUCUGAGUUUCUGUUGUCCUCUUGAAGCCUGAUGCAUCCACUUUGCAGCUGUGCGUGGUGUCCUCUUGCUACUUGCUACGGACUCGGUCCUAAUCCGAAUAUGGGCAGACCAAGCCUGACUGUACUCUGCCCAAAAACCUUACUGGUUGAGGAUAUUCAGAGCCUGAAAUGUUUCUGUUGGUUGAGCAACUCUUGGUAGUAGGCGAGGUGAUUUGCAAAUGGCGAUGACUGCUUACCUUUGGUCUCCUGCCUCUCUACUAGGAGAAGGAGUGAUUUUCUGGUGAAGCCAACAAGUUG
Molecule: messenger RNA, 2658 nt
Organism: Amblyraja radiata (thorny skate)
Lineage: Eukaryota; Metazoa; Chordata; Chondrichthyes; Rajiformes; Rajidae
Gene: rbbp5
Product: retinoblastoma binding protein 5
Exons: 15
Coding region: 13-1626 (537 amino acids)
Cellular component (GO): Set1C/COMPASS complex
Molecular function (GO): protein binding
Source: RefSeq, a predicted model, not a curated record